AUGUCGCCCCUUCGAGAUCAACUCCUCAAGACUGCACAAGGAUACCUCGAUGGCCUGAACGAUCCGGGACCAGAUGCUGCAGGCGUAAUUGCUCUGCGUACACCAGACUGCACUCAACGUAUCUUGCCCCAGAAUCUUGAACAGCCACUUCAUACCAACCAAACCUACCAAGAAUUCAUGGCAACUGGAGCCAAAUUGAUGGUCAGCAUGCCCAAAUUUGCCUUCAAUAGCGAGCCAGUGGUGGACGAAUACGCACGGAAAGUGGUGCUCCAUAUGCGCGGAAAGGGCGAGUCGCCUUCGGGACCCUAUAACAAUGAAUAUUUUAUCAUUCUCUCCACGACCGAGGAUGGAACCCAGAUUAAAGAGGUCGUCGAAUUUCUGGACUCUCAAGCAUUCACUUCGUUGGUCGAGACAUUCAGGAAGUUGGCCCAGGAAAGCGCAGCACCAUCUUGA
Exophiala spinifera is the source of this 453-nucleotide messenger RNA. RefSeq lists its product as uncharacterized. The transcript has a single exon. Lineage: Eukaryota; Fungi; Ascomycota; Eurotiomycetes; Chaetothyriales; Herpotrichiellaceae. The record is from RefSeq and is a predicted model, not a curated record. The coding region runs from base 1 to 453 and encodes 150 amino acids.